AAUAAAUCAUAUAAUGGCAAUUUUUAAUUUAGUUGAUCAAACAUCUUCAUACGGAGCUUAUCAUAGCAAUACUGUCAAUAAAUUUAUUCAUAUUGUUUUUGUUCCAUUAAUUUUACUUACAGCAUUUAUUUUUAUUAAUAAUUUACCACACUCUCCAUUCCUCGAAGAUUUAUUAGCACCAUUAAAUAAUGUCAGUAAAGGAUUGAUUCCAUUUGCAUUAUCCACCCCAUUGGCCAUUGCUUUAGCAUUAUAUUAUUGUUUUUUAAAUGUCAAAGUUGGUUUAGUAUCAAUGGUUUGGAUUUUAGCAGCAAACUAUGUUGCAUUUUCAUCAAUUAACAAAUACGGAUUAGAAACUGCAACCUAUUAUGGUAUUAUUAUCCAUAUUUUAUCAUGGGUAUCCCAAUUUGUAGGACAUGGUGUAUUUGAAGGCCGUAGACCAGCUCUUUUAGAUAAUCUUUUCCAAGUCUUUAUUGCACCAUUCUUUGUUACAUUAGAGGUUAUCUUUAUGUUUGGUUUCUUUAAUCGUACAAGAAUCGAAGUUGAGCACAAAAUCAAACAAAAUAUUGCUCUCGCUAAUGCUAAACAAGGUAAAAAGAUUCCAUAAAUAUAAAAAAGUAAUAAAUAAAAAAGGAUAUAACUCAAUAGUCAAGUAAAAUACAGCAGUUAAAGAAAUAAAAGUCAUUUUAAUAAAACUAAUAUAAUUUUAUAUAUCUAU
Molecule: messenger RNA, 715 nt
Organism: Dictyostelium purpureum
Lineage: Eukaryota; Evosea; Eumycetozoa; Dictyosteliales; Dictyosteliaceae
Exons: 4
Coding region: 14-604 (196 amino acids)
Biological process (GO): sphingoid catabolic process
Cellular component (GO): endoplasmic reticulum
Source: RefSeq, a predicted model, not a curated record